Acanthoscelides obtectus is the source of this 2464-nucleotide messenger RNA. The record is from the annotation of a GenBank genome assembly. Lineage: Eukaryota; Metazoa; Arthropoda; Insecta; Coleoptera; Chrysomelidae.
UUUCCACAUUCAAUAAAAACUCAGAAAUAACUGUGGCAGGCAUUGAACAAUGGAUAUUUCAUACCCUUAUCUUAUCAACUGGUUAUCUAAAGGUACACAGAAGGUGUUCCGUGCACUCGGUAACACAGCGAAACAAUUUCGCUGAUCUAAAUGAUAUACUGGCUUGUGUCAGUUAAUACAGCCACCUACAAAUAAUUUCACGCAGAUGUUAAAAGUAGAAUCAACAGUGAUGUCAUUGCGUACCGUACGCGAGCAUUUCAAAUCCCAUAAAAUAGGUGAUCUUUGUGACGAAUAGUAAACAGUGCUCGUAAACUACGAAAUUAAACACUAGCGUAGUAUACACAAAAGUAUAGUCAGAUAAAAGUGAUUUGUUUAGCCGGUUAAAUUCUGGCACGUUUGUCGGUAUAUUAGGUAUCUAGUUUCAACUUGACGUUGAUCGAUUGGCUGGCAAAUACAUGGUGAACCAGAACGGUGGUGGGGAUAAGUAGCUCGGAGCUCGGAAAUUUAGUCGCCAUGGAGCGUUCCAUCGGUACACCUUGAUUCAACCAUCGCAAUAUGUAGCUGGAAAGGAAGAUGAAGCAACUCGAAACUCAAGAUGUAACGAAGACUUUUUAUUUGAUCUUACCAUUCUUUAUGCACAUCAGUAUGGCGUGCGACAUCAGCAACGUUAGAGAAUACAACUGUAGGGGGGAGGGUGGAAGCCUUGCAAAGCUCACAUGCAACUGCUUGCCAGAUGCUGAGGUUAUUGUGAAGCCAAACUGCAUCCAGGAGUACAGCACUUCAGAGAUCGAGUUCAACGACUGCCGAAGCGUGACUUUCGAAGCGAAAUCCGUCGACAUGAGGAAUUUGCGGCAGAUUAACUUGAAUCGAAUCCAAUCCAUCGCUUUUACCGAAAACAGCAUCAGUUGGUACGGCGAUGUGAGAAGAGACAGCCAAGAUGAACGAUUUGACAUCACUGUGCCUGCUCUCAAGGUCAGAGUUCGCGACAGUGUUGUCAGUUCUAUCGCUAGUCACGCGUUCUCGGGAAAAAUCAACGAAAUCAUCUUCGACGGAGUGACGUUUGAUGAAAUCCAACCGCUGGCUUUCUCAAAUUUGCUCCAAACGGAAAAAAUUGUGAUAAAAAACUCAACUAUACGUAGUCUAGGUGUAUAUGCAUUUAAGAAGUUCGGUACAGAGAUGUUAGACUUGAACGGUGUUGCCGCGGAUUUAGUGCCUAGUAGAGCAUUCUCUAAUUUAAGGGUAUACCAAAGUUUCACUAUAAAUAAUUGUAGCUUUAAUACGGUACGUUCUGACGGGUUUAUCAUCGAACAACCCACUUUAUUCCAAGUGACACAUUCGAACAUUUCAAACCUAAACACUGAGGCUUUCAACGUUGCGGCGCGAGGUAAAGUCUUGUUCAAAAAUAACACCUUUGGCAUAGUGGGCGAUAGGGCGUUCGAUAAAAUUACCAAAACAGAUGUUUUCCAUAAUCCUGAUUUCAUUUUCGACUCGAACACGUUUAAACGUAUUUCACGAUAUUCCUUAACGAUAGACGAUUUCGACGUGAAAUUCAGAAAUAUCUUCAUCAACGAGCCUUGUGAUUGUAACAGCUUGGAUCAUAAAAUAAAAGACACAUACUAUUACGAAGAUAUACAGUGUCUACAAGAUGGCAACUACAUAACGAUCAAAGAUUACAAAUCGAGUAUGUGCUCUGUGAUCACGGAUCACUAUAUCACUAUUAUAAUAUCCUGCGUAGUGGCUGUGUUGCUUAUAGGCGUGAUAAGUGCUUUAGCUCUGUACUAUAAAUUCGUAUAUAUGAGCAAAAAAUACGGCAGCAAAGACCAAAGCAACAAAAACGGGAAUUUGAGUCUGAUUGUGCCUGAUGGUAGGACAUAUAGGGAAACAGAACUGCAUGUUAUUGUAGAAAGAACUGAUCUCUUAACUACCGAUUUGUGAACAGAGUGAAUGUUUGAUUUAGAGUGAUUCUUAUACAGUAUUUAUACAUUUUGUUACCAUUUACUUGUUGUGAAUAAAAAUUAUAAAAAUAUGUCGUUGGUAUUUUAAUAGCAGCAAGUUAUGAAGAUUAUCAUAAAUGAAUAAAUUGCAGAGAAUGAUUGACAGCCGAGAUGAACGAUUUGGCAUCACUGUGCCUGCUCUCAAGGUCAGAGUUCGCGACAGUGUUGUCAGUUCUAUCGCUAGUCACGCGUUCUCGGGAAAAAUCAACGAAAUCAUCUUCGACGGAGUGACGCUUGAUGAAAUCCAACCGCUGGCUUUCUCAAAUUUGUUCCAAACGGAAAAAAUUGUGAUAAAAAACUCAACUAUACGUAGUUUAGGUGUAUAUGCAUUUAAGAAGUUCGGUACAGAGAUGUUAGACUUGAACGGUGUUGCCGCGGAUUUAGUGCCUAGUAGAGCAUUCUCUAAUUAAGGGUAUACCAAAGUUUCACUAUAAAUAAUUGUAGCUUUAAUACGGUACGUUCUGAUGGGU